AAUCCCAUUCCCAUUCCAGCUUGUCAAUUCUUCAAUUUCUCAAAUCGAAACAAUGUCAAUUCACUCUUCAAACAGAAAAUCAAACUUAUCAUCAACAAGACCAAACUUAUCAGAAUCUAAUUCUAGUACAUCAGAUCAAGAACAUAUCAUCCAUCGUUUAGAAGAAGAUCAUCAAUUUGGUGGAACUCAUUGGUUACCAUUAUUAUUUGCUUUGAUUCCAAGUUUAGGUUCUUUGAUUCAUGGUGAUUCUGAAUCUUGGACUGAUACUUUACUACUCAUCUUAAUCGGUUUCAUACUAUAUAAACUUACAAAAGUUCCAUGGCAAAUCUAUGCUUCAUCUCGUACUACUCGAAUCCUUCAUCAAAUCAAAUCAGAUUCAAAUCAUCUUUCAUCCAAUCCGAUUCUUCAUCCUAAAGCUGAUCUCUUAGGUUAUACUACUGAACUUCAAAGAUAUGAAUUAAUCUCUUUAUUCAUGGCUAUCAUCUCACCUAGUUUAGGUAUCUUAUUAUUAAACAUCAUUCAAUCUAAACUCAAGACUUCCAUCACAUUAGAUUAUUUAAAUUCAAAUACGAUCAUCUUAUUCUUAUUAUCUUCAUUGAUCAAACCGAUGGGACAUUUGAUUGGAUUGUUAAUGAAUCGAACUGAUUAUUUACAAACCAAAUUACAUUUUCCAACAGAUUUGAUGAUCGAAUUAAAAAAGAUUUCAGGAGAAUUAAAAGAUCAAUUGAACCGAUUAGAAUCUAAUUCGAUAUCAAGUUAUGAAUUAUCACUUUUGAAAACUAAUUAUUUAGAAAACCCAAUUGAAAAACUCACCAAAACUCUUUCACAUCAAUUAGAUGCCGAUCAGAUUCGUAAAACUCAAAUCACCCAAGAAUGUCAUGAGUUGGCUAAGACGUUAAACCGAUUAGAAAGUCAAUUGAUGAAGACUAAAGUGGAUUUGAAUUCAUUGGUUUUAGAACAAGAUCAAAUUAAAUCCAAUCCGAUUCAUACGAUUGCUCAGAUGAUCAUUCAAUUAAUGACCACUGUUUCUCAAGCCGAACCUCUGGAAGCGAAAGUCGAGAAUCGGUUCGAGAAUCUGGAUGAGAGUGAUGAAUCUGAUCAUGAUAGUGAUCAAACUAAAGUGAAUCCAAAGAAAAUGAAUAAUAUAAAACAUGAUGAGAACCCACCAACGGAUUACAAAACGCGUGAAGCUGAAGUCGAAUUUAUUCCUACGCCGCUCCGAUCCAACGUUCGAGUUUCUCCCCCAAAACCGAGCAUCAAACUUCGUCAAUGGAUCUUGUACUAUCUAACGAUUCCGAUCUUAGUAUGGAUUAAGUUGAUGAAAACCAUGAUCUUGUUUCCGAUCGAAUUGAUUUCGAAUAUCACCAAAGGAGAAGAAUAUCAAAGGUUAUCUGAACGAAACUAUCAACUUGAUCGAGCCGCUUAUGCUAAUCAUCCCAAUCGUCCUACUUGGUUUGAAGCUCCUUCUAUUCAUCAAACUCUUUCUCCUUUGAAUGAGUUGGGUUCGACGUUUAAGUCUCAGUUUAAUUUCAGUCAUCUUCAUUCCAAUCGUCCUCAUCCUAAUCAUUCGAAUCAUACUAAUCAUACUAAUCAUACUAAUCAUCUUGGGAAUCAUCUUGAUGAGAUUAAAGAAGUGAUGGAAGAAGAUCAUUUGUGAUUCUGGCUUUCAAUCAAACCCUAAACCCCUAACCCCAAAAAAUAUAUGGAUAAGUUCAUUUACCCAUAUCAAACUUGAUCAAAAUAUUAAUCUUUUAGUUUUUCUUUGUCUUAAACGAUCUAUUAUCAUUAUUAUUAUUAUUCUCAUUAAUAUUAUCAUCAUUAUUAUUCACAUUAAUAUCAACAUCAUUUUUAUCAUUCUUAUCAGUAUUUACUCUCAUUAUUUUUAUUCUCAUUUUUAUUCUCAUUAUUAUCCUCAGUAUUAUCUUCAUUACUAUCUUCAUUACUAUUGAUUCUUAUCAGUAUUAAUUCUUAUCAAUAUUUAUUCUCGUCAUUAUUAUUCUCAUCAGUAGUUAUUCUCAUCAGUAUUCUUAUCAUGAAAGUAGUACAUAAGUAAUCUCAUUUUUUGGGGGGGGGGUAAUUUUGUUCAAUAAGUCUCUUCAGUUAAUCCCAUCUUGAUGUACUUCAUCUUUAUGUAGUGUGUGUAUGUAUAUGUGUGUGUUUGUAGUAUAUGUCUUAGUGUUUGUAAAACCAAAAAAAAACCCUCAAGGUGUUCUUCAUGUUCUUCAUGUUGUUGUUAUUGUUGUUGAAAGAAAGAUUCCAUUUUUUUUUAUUC
Molecule: messenger RNA, 2272 nt
Organism: Melampsora larici-populina 98AG31
Lineage: Eukaryota; Fungi; Basidiomycota; Pucciniomycetes; Pucciniales; Melampsoraceae
Exons: 2
Coding region: 53-1657 (534 amino acids)
Source: RefSeq, a predicted model, not a curated record